GAAAAGUAUAAAUAUUAAACAAAAACAUGAUUACUAUUUAGUUUAAGGUUUUAUAGCUUUUAGUAUAAACUAAUUUUAUAUCAAUAAUAAUAAUUAUACUCAAAGUACUUAUAAACUUAAAUAAAACUCAUUAAAAUGUUCAGCAAAAGUCUAGCAUUUUAUUUAUGCCUAACUAUUGGUGUGACAAUACAUGUCAGCCUACAGGACACCCCCGAUAUGCCCCCUAUAGUAGCCGCUUGUUUUGACAAAAUCUACCCGCUCACCAUGCAAUGUGUUACCCAGGCUUACAUGGACUGGAAUAUGACAUACAAUUGGGAGGCACCGGUAUAUUACGAUCCUAAGGGACAACAGGCCUGUUGUUCCGGGUGGCAGGCCUUUGAUUGCUACGAAAGUGGACCAGUGAAAAAGUGUAAUUCAAGCGAACAGAUUGCUGUGAAAAAGUUUAUCGCCGAUACUGUUGACUAUGAAUGCAAACACGAUUGCAUUCAUUACACCUAUCACUCAAAACAGUGCGAUAAAUAGCUGGCUUAUUUUGUGACAAUUUUUUUAAUUGUUUUAAAAUAAACUUUUAGUCUCGUUAGAUUAGUUAUAAUUUUAAAAAUUAUUUUAUAUGUAAUUAAAUAACUGAAAUGCAUUUGAAUUGCCAUUAUUUAC
Molecule: messenger RNA, 654 nt
Organism: Oppiella nova
Lineage: Eukaryota; Metazoa; Arthropoda; Arachnida; Sarcoptiformes; Oppiidae
Source: the annotation of a GenBank genome assembly